AUGAUUGAUCUAGUGGUAAUAUCAAAAAACCAAACCGAGCUGCAAAACAUGAUGGACAGAAUCGUCAAAAUGGGUAGAAGAUAUGGGACGGAAAUCAGCAUCAGCAAAUUGGAAGUGAUGAGAGUAUCAAAACGAGAUGAUACUCUGAAGAUAACAAAUACCACAAAUAUACUCGUGAAGCCUGAACUAGCUUUCAAAUCGGAAACUAAUUCUAUGACCUUAACUAGACAGUUAUUUGCAGUUUCAAUUAGUGCUAUAUGUUAUCUGCGAAAGAUUUAUUCAAAGGAAUAUUUUCGCCCUCGUAAAAUUGGAAUCUUGUCGAUGCAUAUGUUGCAAAAUGUCAAAUCAGACCCCAAAAUAACGAGAUUUCUUAAGUGGGUUAAAGGAUGCUUUGAUGCAAUGAAAAAAGGAUAUUUGCGAGAUAUCAUUGUGGCUGUACAACCGCCCGGACAAGAAGACAUUGGAAAAGCGUUGGAAAGUUAUACGUUUAGAAUAAAAUAUAGUGACGCUUGCAAUUUUGAAAGUAAUACAACGUUCGCCAAUAGCGG
Messenger RNA from Ctenocephalides felis (cat flea), 548 nucleotides. RefSeq names its product HORMA domain-containing protein 2-like. NCBI's taxonomy places the organism in Eukaryota, Metazoa, Arthropoda, Insecta, Siphonaptera, Pulicidae. The transcript has 3 exons. The record is from RefSeq and is a predicted model, not a curated record. The annotation marks the transcript as partial.